This is a messenger RNA of Saimiri boliviensis boliviensis (Bolivian squirrel monkey), 8391 nucleotides long. It is a transcript of the gene PRICKLE2, whose product is annotated as prickle planar cell polarity protein 2. Lineage: Eukaryota; Metazoa; Chordata; Mammalia; Primates; Cebidae. Gene Ontology annotation, molecular function: zinc ion binding. The record is from RefSeq and is a predicted model, not a curated record.
GCAGCGCCGCCGACAGUUAUUAUUAUUUUUUGACGGAGCAGCACAUUUCCUGGUUCAGUGGCUUGGGCUUUGCGAGCAGCUGACUAGUCGCCCCGGGUCUGGCUCAGGAUCAGCUGGUGACGCUGAGGCUGGGGUCUGUGACUUCUUCCUUCAGACUGUCGUGAAGAAGGGGAGUUAAGAGGAAACGGGGGGUUCUCGGGAAGGCGACCCGAGCACUCAGGCUGGUCCAGAGGAAGAGUAGAAGUCAGACUUUUUUUUUCCCUGCUUGGUGAAUUCCCCAGCAGGGUCUGGGUCCAGCAGUGCUGUUUUCCCCGAGGGAAUGCAGAGUAGCUCGGCUAGAGUCUGCUGCCAGCUAUAGGAAGGGUUCAGACUGAAAAGGGGGUUUGAGACGAUGCUUUGCCUGCCUGAGGUCCUGCUUACGUUCUUAGAAGUCAGACCCAGGGAGAAAGUGAACUGUGACAAUUGACAAGCUCCAAGGGUCUGGCAGAAGCUUCCUCGGAGACUGGGCAUUUCAUCCUCCCUGGAGGAAGAUCUGCCUGCACUGCAAGUGUCCCCAGGAGGAGCACAUGGUGACAGUGAUGCCACUGGAGAUGGAGAAGACCAUCAGCAAACUCAUGUUUGACUUUCAGAGGAACUCGACCUCAGAUGAUGACUCAGGCUGCGCCUUGGAAGAGUAUGCCUGGGUCCCGCCGGGUCUGAAGCCUGAACAGGUUCACCAGUACUAUAGCUGCCUCCCAGAAGAGAAAGUCCCUUAUGUCAACAGUCCUGGAGAGAAACUGCGAAUCAAGCAGCUACUACACCAGCUGCCGCCACAUGACAAUGAGGUUCGAUACUGCAACUCCCUGGAUGAAGAAGAGAAGAGGGAGCUGAAGCUUUUCAGCAGCCAGAGGAAACGCGAAAACUUGGGCCGUGGGAAUGUCAGGCCUUUCCCAGUCACCAUGACAGGAGCUAUUUGUGAACAGUGCGGAGGCCAGAUCAAUGGUGGAGACAUCGCUGUGUUUGCGUCACGGGCUGGCCACGGCGUUUGCUGGCACCCGCCGUGCUUCGUGUGCACUGUCUGCAAUGAGCUCCUGGUGGAUCUGAUCUACUUUUACCAAGAUGGGAAGAUAUACUGUGGCAGGCACCACGCUGAGUGCCUGAAGCCGCGCUGUGCAGCCUGCGAUGAGAUCAUCUUUGCAGACGAAUGCACAGAAGCUGAGGGGCGGCACUGGCACAUGAAACACUUUUGCUGCUUCGAGUGUGAGACAGUGCUGGGUGGCCAGCGCUACAUCAUGAAGGAGGGAAGGCCCUACUGUUGCCACUGCUUCGAGUCGUUGUAUGCAGAAUAUUGUGACACCUGUGCCCAACAUAUAGGUAUCGACCAAGGUCAAAUGACCUAUGAUGGCCAACACUGGCAUGCCACCGAGACCUGUUUCUGCUGUGCUCACUGCAAGAAAUCCCUCCUGGGGCGGCCAUUCCUCCCAAAGCAGGGCCAGAUUUUCUGCUCACGGGCCUGUAGUGCAGGGGAAGACCCCAAUGGUUCUGAUUCCUCUGAUUCCGCCUUCCAGAAUGCCAGGGCCAAGGAGUCCCGGCGCAGUGCCAAAAUCGGCAAGAACAAAGGCAAGACAGAGGAGUCCAUGCUGAACCAGCACAGCCAGCUGCAAGUGAGUUCCAACCGGCUGUCAGCCGACGUGGACCCCCUGUCACUGCAGAUGGACAUGCUCAGCCUGACCAGCCAGACGCCCAGCCUCAACCGGGACCCCAUCUGGAGGAGCCGGGAAGAGCCCUACCAUUAUGGGAACAAGAUGGAGCAGAACCAGUCCCAGACCCCUCUGCAGCUCCUCAGCCAGUGCAACAUCAGAACUUCCUACAGUCCAGGAGGGCAGGGGGCUGGGGCCCAGCCUGAAAUGUGGGGCAAGCACUUCAGCAACCCUAAAAGGAGCGCAUCACUGGCCAUGACAGGGCAUGCUGGCAGCUUCAUCAAGGAAUGCCGAGAAGACUAUUACCCGGGGAGGCUGAGAUCUCAGGAGAGCUACAGCGAUAUGUCUAGUCAGAGUUUCAAUGAGACCCGAAGCAGCAUCCAAGUCCCCAAAUAUGAGGAGGAGGAGGAGGAGGAAGGAGGCAUGUCCAGUCAGCAGUGUCGGACCCGUCAUCCAAUCAGUUCCCUGAAAUACACAGAGGACAUGACGCCCACAGAGCAGACGCCUCGGGGCUCCAUGGAAUCCCUGGCCCUGUCUAAUGCAACAGGUCUCUCUGCCGAUGGUGGUGCCAAGCGCCAGGAGCACCUCUCCCGAUUUUCCAUGCCUGACCUCAGCAAAGACUCUGGAAUGAAUGUGUCUGAGAAGCUGAGCAACAUGGGCACUCUUAACUCGUCCAUGCAGUUUCGGAGCGCAGAGUCGGUUCGCAGCCUACUCUCUGCCCAGCAGUACCAGGAGAUGGAGGGAAACCUCCACCAGCUCAGCAACCCCAUCGGCUACAGAGACCUGCAGUCCCACGGAAGGAUGCAUCAGAGCUUUGAUUUCGACGGAGGGAUGCCGGGCAGCAAGCUGCCAGGGCAGGAGGGCGUGAGGAUCCAGCCCAUGAGCGAACGCACCCGGAGAAGAGCUACUUCGCGCGACGACAACCGCCGUUUCCGACCUCACAGGUCCAGGCGUUCCCGACGCUCUCGCUCGGACAACGCCCUCCACCUGGCCAGCGAACGCGAGGCCAUCUCUCGGUUAAAAGAUAGGCCCCCUCUGAGAGCCAGGGAGGACUAUGACCAAUUCAUGCGCCAGCGGAGCUUCCAGGAGAGCAUGGGGCAUGGGUCCCGGAGGGACCUGUACGGCCAGUGCCCGCGGACUGUGUCGGACCUGGCUUUGCAGAAUGCCUUUGGGGACCGAUGGGGACCCUACUUUGCCGAGUAUGAUUGGUGUUCCACCUGCUCCUCCUCUUCAGAGUCUGACAACGAGGGCUAUUUCCUAGGAGAACCCAUCCCCCAGCCAGCGCGCCUGCGAUACGUGACGAGCGAUGAGCUGCUGCACAAAUACAGCUCCUACGGCCUCCCCAAAUCUUCCACGUUAGGUGGCAGAGGACAGUUGCACAGCAGGAAAAGACAGAAGAGCAAAAACUGUAUCAUUUCUUAAUACGAUUGGGAUCAGGGAAUGGGAGAAGUUGGGAGCUAAGAAUGUAAAUUCAGAAACUUGCACUGUUUUAAAUGUUAAAGCGCUUUUGGGGGUGGCUUAUGGGGGAGAAAAGGGAAAAUGCUGUCAGUGGAUGGAGGCAAGGUUACAGAUUGACUCAAUAGGUAGUCACGUUCUUGGCAUGUUGAAUAUUAUUUGCACAUUUCACUUUGGAAACACAGUAGACUCUAUCGAGGCCAGGGUUGGUCACUUCCUUCCCAUCAGUUCUGUGUUGAGUUGCCGUCUCACAAGAUGGCAAAUUGUCUCCCGCUCGCUUUUAUCCUCUCUAGUUCUCUUACUUUUAGGACCCUUUUUUCAGUAAGUAAUUUGUUUAUUAGCCAGGACCCAAGACUAAGUUAUUUACAUGUCCAUUGUAAAUGCAAUGUAAAUGAGAGUUCUGAUAAAAUAUUUUUGUAUUUUGUAAUAUCAAAGGAAUUUCUAUAUCGUAGGACUCAGUGGGGACUUGCAUGCACAUUCACCGUUGUCUUUGAGUAGUAUUAAAAGGUGGCCCGGUACCGCCUUUUUUUUUUUUUUUUUUUUUUUCUAUACAAAUUUGUUACAUGUCAGUGAGAUCUUUUUCAAAGGAAUAUAUUCAAUUUGGCUUUUUGUGGCUAAAAAAUAAUAAUCAUAAUUAGACCCAAAGCUUUUUAUGCUCCAUUCCAUCUUAAGGAGCUAUCCUUAAGUCUGUUCCCACGCUCAGUAGAAUUUACUUUCUACAAAGUGGUAGUAAUUUUUUUUUUAAUUGCAAAUGUAAUUUUUGCCAAUUAGAGAAACCAACCAGUGUCAGUAAAGUUCUGUGAGAAAUGCCAUCCCUGCUGGGAAUGUUAAAGUUACUUAAUGUUGAUCUAUCCCUUGGGGAAAGUAAAAGUGACUGUGAGUGGUGCUGUUGUGUGAUGUCAGCAUGACGUUGUUUUGAGUGUGGCAUUAUGUUCUGGUGCUCAUGUUUCCUGGAUUGUAUUAUCUGCUUUCCUUUACCAAGGCAGACAGAACUGCUGCCUUAGCCUGACAACCGGUGUCCUCAAAGCAAAUGAACUUACGCAUUUGGGAUUGAGGGACGGAAGGAUUCUGAGGGGGCUCUGGGAGGAACGGUGUGUAGCAUGUCAUGCCUGGAGAAGGAGAAAGGCAGUUUGAAAACAGAAAGCAGGUCAAGGGUAGAAGUUAAAGGAGAAUCUGAAGACAGGUGAGGGAAAAGAAGAACUGGAAGUGAAACAGAGGACAGGUGACAACCACCUUGAAGAGCUCCCAGUGCAUGUAGAAAGAAUCCAGUGUAACCAGCUCAGUAACCAGAGUAUCUGGGUUACCCAGGAAGGUUGAGCUACUGAGAUUUCAGUGGUGCAAUGGCUUUAAAAAUCAGACUUUGUUGGGAGGGGACUUCCAUUUUGAACUUUGAGGACUGUUGGUCAGACAGAAAAUGGGCUCAAAAGUGAGUUUGCUUAAUGAAGACAUUUAACGGUUGUGCUGUUUAUAGUAAAAUAAAACUCCCUACCUUGCUUCAGUUAAAAAUGAAGCACUUGGUUUCUUUCUUCCAUCCUCCUCCUCCCCUUAAUGGAUUGUGGCAGUUGAAAUAAUCCAUCGGAGGACCCACCUGUAGUGAGAUGUACUGUCGAUGUAGUGCCCGGUGUAUCUCAGUGGCCAUCUGCCAUGGUGAGGUGAGCGUGAUCUCUUUUCAGUAUAGUAGUUAACAUUUUCUAGUAUUUCUUAUGGAGAGUACGUCAAAAGCGGCAUUUCAGACACCAUCCUAGAUGGGUCUGAGGAAAGGAAGGUUGUAAAGGACAUGGCAAUGGCACUCCAUUAGGGAUGUAUUAAAAUAAUUUGCUUUUCAGGUAUUAAUAUGACAUUUGUCAUUGUCACUGAUUUUUUUUUAAAAAAGCAAUGCACAUGUUGGUUGUGGCUGUUUUCCGCAUGCUAUCUUCAUAUCUAAAUGCUUCAUUAAUUAUCCGAGCCUCCGGAGAAUUAACUCUAUUACGUUUGUAUAGUAAGUUUGUAAACUGCUUGGCAAACUGAUUAAGAAAUAAUUUGCAACACCGUGCUACUAAAGUGGCAGGUUUCUGGUAGAAAUCGGGCGAGUCCAAUUUGGAGUUUUAAGUUCCUUGAUUGAUGAAACUAAAAAAGGCAGUUUGGGAAAAAGAAAAGAGAAGGGGAAAAGUAGAUCAACUUAACUUAGCAAACGGCUGAAAACAUGUCUGUCCUCUGUGGCCCCAAAGCCAGUGAAAGAAAUUCUCCCAGUAGAAGUUGCUUCCUAACUGUUUUUCUCAGAAUACCUCUUACAUUUCUCAAAGAAGGCUUCAACCACCAUCAGCAGAAAGAAGGUGGCCUAGAAACUGCCACAUGACCAGUGCCCAAAGGGGUCUGGAGGCAUUAGUCUAGAUGCCCAGAAAGCAUCCAGGGACUGAACUCAGAACUUGGGAUGUAAUGAGAUUCAAGCUUCAGGGUCAAACCGUCUACUAGCAAGAUGACCUCCCUCUAUUCUACCACUGCAGAUUUCUUCUUACCCAAAUGCAGCCAGGCAUCUUACAGAGAAUGCUGAAUGAGGAAGGCCAGUUUCUUCCAAUGAUGGCAGAACCUCCAAGUGAAUGCCCUGUUGAGGGCAGGACAUCAUUGUAUUGGAGUUCCACCUGCUAGUGAUAGCUCACACGUCACAUCCCAGAAUCCCAUUCCCAGUGCGUUCUUUCCUGAGGCAACAACUUAGGGUCCUCCCCUAAUUCCUCCAUCACAACCUUUAACUCUUAUCGGCCAGGUUCCUCCUGUGAAUGGGGCCUGUACUCACUUCCUCUUAGACCAUAAUUCCAUCUUCGAUUCCGUAAUUGAAGAUGGAAUUAUGGUCUAAGAGGAAGAUUACUCUUCAGACUGGUUUCCAGAAGAGUAAUCUUUUCCCAGUGUUCUCUCUUCUCCCUGGUUCUUCUUUUUCCCACCCCUAAUAUUGAUCUUCCUGUCUUUUGGUUACAACUGCAACUUCAGAGUUCAGUUCAUUUCCUAUUGCUGCUCAGUUCAGUAGCAACAUAGCUGGCUUGUUCCCAGGCCCAGGAAGUGUAAGUCAUUGACAGUUUCCUGAGUGGCUGUGCCAAUCCAUACCACCCUUGGUACUGUGAAAAGGCUUCUUGGCAGCCAGGUGGCAUUGAGCAUGGUAUUCAGGGACCUUUCCUUCCGUCAUACAGUUGUAGGAUCUCUACCAAGUGUGAAGGUGAAUGUGCUAAGGGAGAGCAGAACCAUGUUUCCUGGUUUUUCAUACGUCCGAGGAAGAAGUCCUGCUGUUGGUUGUUUGACACCUUCUUUCCACUUUCCCCUUUUAUUUUUCAGUCCUUGCUUUCUAAUCCCAACCAGCUGAGCGAAUGAGCAAUUUUAUGUUCCUAAUACAGGAUCUGGAAGCAGUGCUUCAUAAUCCUUGUUUCCUGUAGGAUGCUCCUGCACUAUAACAACAUUUUUUCUUCCUUCUGCUGCAGCUUUUUGCUUCUUGGGUACCACUAGCUACUGUUGAGUUCAGGUGGGGCCCGUGAUGACAUAUAUGUGGCACUUGCUCUGCGCUCCCCACAAGCUGAGCAGAUAUAACCAAUGCAUCACUGUAUACUCUCGCUGAGAAUGUGGAUGCAGCCUGAGAAAUCUUUGCAACACUCCAACCAGCCAGGACCAGAGAUGAUCAGAACUAAGCUUAUUGGUCUGAUGACAAAUCUUAUUUGUAAACUGAUUUAUAUCUGUCUUUCAACCCUUGGUUCUCUUGCCUUGGAACAAAAACAUUUUAGGAAGCAUAAUUGGGAACAUUUAGGAAGCAAUAUUUAUAAAUAAUUCAGAGACUCCAAUUCACCUGCCCCACCACGACCACCACCACCCACCCACCCCAGGUUGUGGAGGCUGGAGGAAGCUGACUUCUUAGGCUAAAAGACAACAAAUCUCAUUCACCUCCUAUGCCAUUUUCAUGUUCUCUACCAAUUACUAUAGACAGUCUUCAUUUUGCAGAGGUCAGGUAAGACUUCAUCUUAUUCUUCAUCUAAUCCCACCCUCUAACAAAUAUAUAUAUAUAUAUAUAUAUAUAUAUAUAUAUUUAAAUUCCAAGGAGAAGUGCUCUUUGUGUAUUUCUAACAGAAAACAGAUGCUUAAGCCUAAGAAGGAAGAUCCACCCAUGACAAAGGGAAGUGGAAAACUGAACCAGUUAUCUGAAUACUUCAUGCCAGGACAGUUGCUAUUAGCAACUGUUUUGCACCUUCAGGGCUUUAAAAUGGGCUCUUCAGACAGCAUUGCUUAUGCAGGACUCAGUAGCCCAGCCUCCACUGCCAGUUUUUGAAGGCAGUUUCAGAUCACCACCUUUUGAGGUACAUUUCUUUAAGCACAAGAGAAGUGGAAACGGCCUUUGCCUUGUCUCCAGUGGUUUGUCCCUCUGGGGCCUCAGCAGAUACCAGAGCUAAUUUGUAGGACCAUUUGGAAGUAGUCUUCAAGGUUAAGAUGAAGAAAAAAUUGGAUUCUUUUUCCAUUGUCUCAUAGUAGUAGCCUAGUCAACACAAGACUCCCAUGAAACAUGACUCACUGUUGGGAGCCAUAUUAUUUUAUAAGCUCUCUUUCUGCUGACAAAACUAGCUUUCCUCAAGGGAAUAUAAAGGAGGGGAAAGUCACGUAGUGUUAGGAAAACAUUUCUGUGCUUUGAAUAUGAUGAAUCAAUAGGAUAGAGAAAAAUCGUCUUGUUCUAUUCUGAGAGUUCUCUGAGAUAUCCCUUCACUCUGCUCGGCAUUUGGACAUUGAUGUUCAACAGGUCUCUGACCAAGCUUUUCUGAAAUUUUCAGAGAGAGUUACUUACCAAUAAGGUCUGUUCUCAAACCUACCUAAUAGAUUUUCGUACCUUUCCAUAAAGUGUUACGAUUCUAUUAUGGACCCUGACUUGACAUUCUAAGGACAAUGAGUCCUUCAUUUUUUUUUAAUUAAUUUUUUUUUUUUCAGCAAAUCAGGACUUCGGCAGGCUUUCCUCUCCUAAACUCAUUCUUUCCUCCACAGGAUUGCUUUGCCCAUCUCCAGCUUUCAUUUCAAGUGCAUAAACAAAACCUCAAAGGGCCUGGGAAGGCGAGGCAGGCCAGAGUCUGUGUUCCGUGUUGAGUGUCCAGCUAUUUGUGAAGAAGGUCUGCUACAGGCCUUUGGUGUGGGCUCUGCCAGAGACUGUUCUGAACACUUUGCUUGAGAUCCGUGCCCUGUAAAAUGGAUAUGAUGUUUUACUGAUGUCUGUAAUACAUUUGUAAACUUCCAAUAAAAUUUGAAUAAAAGAAAUGUUGCCAUU